AUGAAAACAGAAAGCUAUCAUGAUCUUCACGAUUCAAAUCCUGUAAAAAUUGAAUUGUUUGAUUUACACCCUUCCGAAAGGAAUUAUAAUAAUAUUGAUUGUUGUUAUGAAAAAUUAAAAGAAAAGCUUCGAAAAGCUCGGAAAUUACAAGCCUUUUCUAUGAAUUUUGAUUCUGUAUACAUUUUUAAAGGAUAUAACGCAUGUAAAUUUAGAAACCCUUGUGAUGUCAAGAUCUCCCAUAACUGCCAAUGUAUUUUGAUAAGUGAGUUCAGUAACUCCAAUAUUCUUGUUUUUGAUUUACUUUCCAAAGAAUACAGGAUGAGAAUUCCCACUCCGGGAAUGCCAAUGUAUUUAGCAAUCGAAGAAAAUUAUGAUGGAUGUAAUAAGGAUGCUCUUUAUUUCGAUUGCAAUAGUACAAAAAUUGUAUACAAGUACAAUUUGAAUGCUCUUUUAGACUUGUUGGGUAUGCCAAAAAAAGACGAUGAGUACAACAGUGCACUCCUCUGGGAGUCUUGUUCAUUUGAAAAUCCAAGAGCAAUUGCACUCUACAACUCGGAGAGUACAUAUUCUACAUACAAGAAUCUUUAUGUUUGUAAUUAUGGAGGGCAUUUCGUGUCAAUGUUGAGAUCAGAUUCUGGACAAUUGGUUCAAAAGAUCGAUCUGUAUAUUCGCUCUCCAUAUGGAAUAGUGGCCAUUUCCGAAAACGAGAUUGUCGUGAGUGAUUUUACAGAUAAUUUUGUGCGAGUGUGGAGGUAUCAGAGCGACAACGGGCGUUGGCAACAAGUAGUAACGAUAGGCAGUGUUGGAGAAGCACAUUGCCAGAUUCGCUGGCCUCAAGGUGUUGCUUUUGAUCAGGCUUCAAAGAAUAUCAUUGUUUGUGAUUCUGGAAAUUCUCGUUUACAAAUAUUUUCAAAAGAUGGAACCUUUUUGAAGUUAUUCGAGUUUUCAAGCCGUAACCACUGCCCUGAUGGGUUAUGUGUUAACAAUCAUACUGGAGAGUUACUUGUUUCAGAUUACAAUGAAAAUCUUGUACACAUUUUCAAAUAA
This is a messenger RNA of Naegleria fowleri, 1047 nucleotides long. RefSeq lists its product as uncharacterized. Gene Ontology annotation, biological process: proteasome-mediated ubiquitin-dependent protein catabolic process; protein polyubiquitination; negative regulation of translation. Bases 1 to 1047 code for a protein of 348 amino acids. Gene Ontology annotation, molecular function: translation repressor activity; protein binding; ubiquitin protein ligase activity. The transcript has a single exon. The record is from RefSeq and is a predicted model, not a curated record. Lineage: Eukaryota; Heterolobosea; Eutetramitea; Acrasida; Naegleriidae.